Molecule: messenger RNA, 963 nt
Organism: Prosopis cineraria
Lineage: Eukaryota; Viridiplantae; Streptophyta; Magnoliopsida; Fabales; Fabaceae
Product: NDR1/HIN1-like protein 3
Biological process (GO): defense response to other organism
Source: RefSeq, a predicted model, not a curated record
UCCUCUCUCACCUCUACUCCUUCCCUGUUUCAUUGAUAUUUACUUGUACGUCCUUAGACCUUUUCCUCUCAAAUGGCCGAAAAAAAUCCCCAGUUGAACGGGGCGUACUACGGCCCCUCCAUCCCACCACCGAAAUCCUACCACCGUCCGGGCCGUGGCGGCGCCUUUGACUGCUGCUGCGGCUGUAUCUUCAGCCUCAUCUGCAAACUUGUCUGCACCAUCAUCGUCAUCCUAGGGAUCGCCGUCCUUGUGUUCUGGCUCAUCGUCCGCCCAAAAGUUAAAUUUCACGUCACCGAUGCCUCCCUCACCGAAUUCAACUACGCUGACAACGGCACCCUCUACUACAACCUUGCUCUUAACAUGACCAUCCGCAACCCCAACAGAAGGCUUGGCAUUUACUACGACUACAUCGAAGCCAGGGCUCUGUACCAGGAUGCCAGGUUCAGUUCCAAUAACGAUAUCUCGCCGUUUUACAUGGGCCACAAGACUACCCACUAUCUCAGCACCGAGUUCAAAGGCCAAAACUUGAUUUCUCUGGGUACCGAUCAGGCUUCAGAAUAUAAUAAGGAGAAGAGCACCGGGGUUUACGAUAUUGAUGUCAAGUUGUAUCUAAAGAUUCGUUUCAAGUUGGGUGUCUUCAAGACCGGCAAGUUCAAGCCCAAGAUUGAUUGUGACCUCAAGGUUCCCUUGAUGGCCAACGGAACCUUGUCGUCCGGCACGUUCCAGACCACCGAGUGCGACUUGGACUACUGACGGAGCGCUCGCCCCUGACUCUCCGUGUCUGUUCAUAUGCGGUUUUAGAUUACAUAUAUUAUAGGACUAUUUGUUAAUCUCCUCGUUUUUCUUUUAUAUUAUGAGUUCCGUAUUUGUUCAUUUAUUGGACAUUGUCGCUGCUUGUUGAUUUCCUUACUGUAUUUCUACAUUUAUUUUUUAAUGGGGAGUACUAUUCGAUUGGAUUCCGAG